This is a messenger RNA of Strongylus vulgaris, 2187 nucleotides long. The record is from the annotation of a GenBank genome assembly. NCBI's taxonomy places the organism in Eukaryota, Metazoa, Nematoda, Chromadorea, Rhabditida, Strongylidae.
AUGGGGAAGCAGGCGCAUUUUCAAAUUCUUGCUGAGGAUGGAUUCGGGAUAUGGCUGGGGAUGCCAUUAACCGUCACUACUGCCGCUCCAAAUCCGUUUGACGAAGGAAUGGAGAACGGAGUAGACGAGAAGGGACAGACACCGGGGAAGGACACUUUAGAGAAAGGCGGCUUAGAGAAGGAUACCACAGAUAUGGAGAUUGAACCCAAGAAUGUCGCCAACAAGGACACAUUUGAACUGAAAACGGACCUCGAAACGCGCGAGGGUGAAGUAGAGAACAGAGAAAUGGAUGUCGAUAAUAGAGAUACUGAUGUUGAGAAUGUUGAGGUCGACAUGGUUGAGGAUUCAGCCAGUGAAGAAGACGAUGCAUGCACACCUCCAGAUGCUGCUAUGGAUGUUAAUGUCUCCUGCGAUGAUGAGUGUGCAGAGCCCAUCAAGAAGUGUAAGCCAUUCCGCGAUAAUAUCGUUAUUGAAGAUAUGCCUCGCUGUGAAAGCGACUACAUGACGGAAGAAGAGGACGAUCCUGAUGAUCUGUACAAGCCGGAGGGCACAAUAUACCUCGACAUUGAUGGGUUCAGUCAGUUCUGUAAAGGAUCACCCGAGACACAGCAACGCCUCUCAAAACCAGUAUUUGUUCGAGGCCUUCCAUGGAAGAUUUUAGCGAUUCCAAGGCAUGCAGCGCGAGUUGGAACUGGUACGAGACCUAACAAAGCUCUCGGUUUUUUUCUUCAAUGCAAUGGGGAUUCUGACGCGGUCGCUUGGAACUGUAUAGCGUCAGCAUCAUUGAAGGUCCUGGGACAGAUCGAAGGUUUCGAGGAUCACUCUCGACGAAUUACUCAUACCUUUUACCCAAAGGAAAAUGACUGGGGAUACUCACAAUUUUUAACAUGCGAUCAUUUAAUUAAUCCCGAAAAUGGUUUCAUUAAAGACGAUACUAUUCGCUUAGUAGUUCAUGUGUCUGCGGACGCCCCGCACGGUGUACAGUGGGAUAGCAAGAAACAUGCCGGUUACAUUGGACUCAAAAAUCAGGGAGCUACAUGUUAUAUGAAUUCUAUACUACAGACGUUGUAUUUUACUACAAAAUUGCGUAAGCAUUCUGAUCGUCCAGUUGGAACUAAAAAACUGACAAAGUCUUUUGGUUGGGAUUCACUGGAAACUUUUAUGCAGCACGAUGUACAAGAGCUCUGCAGAGUACUGCUUGAUAAUCUUGAAAGCAAGAUGAAGAAGUCUCCUGUGGAGGAUACCAUUCCAAACUUGUUCCGUGGUGUCAUGAAGUCUUAUAUUCGUUGCACUAAUGUUAGUUUUGAGAGCAGCAAAGAGGAACCCUUCUAUGAUAUUCAGCUGAACAUAAAGGGAAAAAAUAAUAUCAUGCAAUCCUUCCGUGAGUACGUACAAGUUGAGCGGCUGGAUGGGGAGAACAAGUAUGACGCAGGUGAUUAUGGAAUGCAGCCGGCUGAGAAAGGAGUGAAAUUUGUUUCAUUCCCUCCUGUUCUGCAUUUACAGUUGAUGCGUUUUCAAUAUGACGCUACUCUUGACGCAAAUGUGAAGAUCAAUGACAAGUUCGCUUUCCCAGACAAAUUGUGCCUAAACGAGUUUGUCGAAGGAAAUGGCGAGGACUACACUUAUUCUUUACAUGCCGUACUUGUUCAUUCUGGUGAUUUCCAUGGAGGUCACUACGUCUGGUGCAAAUUCGACGACGACGUGGUAUCGCGAGCUACGGUCAGAGAAGCAGUAAUGGCUAACUAUGGAGGGGAUGAUGGUGAAUCUACUGGAAGGACGUAUACGAAUGCCUACAUGCUUGUGUAUGUGAGACAAACUUGUAUAGAUGAUGUGCUUUGUCAACAUGAAAAUUUACAAGUUCCUGCGCAUCUGGUCCAAAGAUUUGAGAACGAAAGAGAAGAGGAGAACAAGAAAAAGAAAGAAAAGCAAGAAGCACAUUUGUAUACGGAAAUUGUGAUGGUGACAGACGAACAUCUCGCAAGCUACAAUGGUUUUGAUCUGGUUGAUCCUAAGCUUUUGGAUGACACCGGUUUGCCAAGAGAGAAGAUUGAGAAGGGCAUGACUAUUCCACACCUAUAUGAUUACGUGAAGCAUAAGCUGUUUUCCAAUGAAGAUGAUAUCCCCGCUCGAGAGUUAUUUCGGAUCUGGAAAUUUGAGGAGACCACCUACAAAGAUGAAGGCAGCAUC